Molecule: messenger RNA, 369 nt
Organism: Urocitellus parryii (Arctic ground squirrel)
Lineage: Eukaryota; Metazoa; Chordata; Mammalia; Rodentia; Sciuridae
Source: RefSeq, a predicted model, not a curated record
AUGUCAGAUGAUGGUGACAUUCUCAAUAAUGAGCUUCCCAUUGGCUCCCAAACACCUAUCACCACUUCUAAAAAAUUAUUCACAACCUUAUGUAGACAGAACUUUCAAAAACUAACCUCAAGGAGAAGUGAUUCAUUCACAAUAUCUGAAAAAGCACAAUACAGGACAGAUGAAAACAAAAAAGCCAAAGAUAAAAAGCUUCCUAUUUCCUUUAAUUGGUGGGAAGCAUGUAGAAUGAUUGGUGGUCAUUGUAAAAGUCACUGUGGUCAAGGACAAUUUAGGCUGUCAUUUUGUACAAGGCCUACAACUCUGCUCUGUGUAACACAAUGUGAACUGACAGACUCACAAAUUCAGAGAAAUCAGAGUUAA